CUGGCAGGGAUUGUAGCUUUUCUCAUGGUGGAAAAAUUUGUAAGGAUAAUGAAAGGGGGGCAUGGUCACAGCCAUAGUCAUUCUUCCCCUGCACCAGAAAAGGAAUCCCCUGAGGAAGAUGAAGACAAAAAAGAGGAGGAAGAGACAAAGGAGGAAGACUCCAAACAGGGAUCAAGUGAUAAAGAGGAAGAAAAGGAGGAAACGUCAACAGAACUACGACAGAGGAAAAAAGAAAAAGACAAUGGGGAUAAAGAGGAUGAAGAUGAUAGAGAAAAGAAAGUAGAAGAAGAAGAAAGGGGUGCUACAGAAGCACCAGAAGAGGAUAUAAAAGUUGCAGGCUACUUGAAUCUUGCAGCCGAUUUUGCUCACAAUUUCACAGAUGGUCUUGCCAUAGGUGCCUCUUUUCUGGUAGGCCAGAAUGUUGGUAUUAUUACCACAAUAACCAUAUUUCUGCAUGAGAUACCACAUGAGAUUGGAGACUUUGCUAUCCUAGUGCAGUCUGGUUGUACAAAGAGAAAAGCUAUGCUUCUCCAAUUCUCCACAGCUAUAGGCGCUAUGCUGGGAACACUAUGUAGUCUAAUGGCGGAGGGUGCAGGCGACUACGCCACCUCGUGGAUCCUCCCUUUUACUGCUGGGGGCUUCAUAUACAUUGCCACGGUGUCCGUGAUACCAGAGCUACUGGAGGACACAAAGUUUUGGCAAUCUGUGAAAGAAAUCAUAGCCUUACUGACAGGUGUCUACAUGAUGGUGUUGAUAGCCCAAUACGAAUAAAGUGCUAGAGUACUAGUAUUCUGUGUUCUUUAAUAAUGUGAUGAUUCUGAUGUUAUCAUUAUAUUGAGCACUAAAAACGUGCAAGGAUCUAUAUAGUAUUGUCAGGUGUUGAUAUUUUGUAGUUUUUUUAAAGUACAGAUAUUGAUAUUCAAUUAUUAUUAUUAUUAUUAUUAUUAUCAUUAUUAUUACCAAUUUUUAAGUUAAGUAGAACAAUAGGAAGAAAAAAUUAGGUAUUCAGUGACGUGUAGGUCAGUGGAUUUUGUAAAUGUCUUUUUUUUUUUUUUUUGGCAUUUGCCUGAGGACAGUUGGUAAAACAUUUGUUGCUGAAUUCAGAAAUAUGCAGUGUUGGUCACUUCCCACCUUGUUAAUAAAACUCUGACCUUGAGGAAUUUAAAGAAAUCCAUAUC
Messenger RNA from Lingula anatina, 1178 nucleotides. RefSeq names its product zinc transporter Slc39a7. The record is from RefSeq and is a predicted model, not a curated record. Gene Ontology annotation, biological process: intracellular zinc ion homeostasis; zinc ion transmembrane transport. Gene Ontology annotation, molecular function: zinc ion transmembrane transporter activity. Lineage: Eukaryota; Metazoa; Brachiopoda; Lingulata; Lingulida; Lingulidae. Gene Ontology annotation, cellular component: membrane.